AUGCGGCGGAGGCUGCGCCUACGUGGGGACGCGGCGCUCACGCUGCUCCUUGGCGUGGCCCUUGGCCUCCUACUUUAUGCGCAGCGCGACAGCACGGCCCCAACGACGAGCGCACCGCGAGCGCUAGGGAAGGCGGCGCGGAAGCCCACUCUAGUGACCCGCGCAUUCCAGGCACCGGACGCUAGCGCAGCACCCCCGGCCUACCAAGAAGACACGCCUGCCCCGCCAACGCCCACCGGACCCUUUGACUUCCGCAGCUACCUGCGCGCCAAGGACCAGCGGCGCUUCCCGCUGCUCAUUAACCAGCCGCAUAAAUGCCUCGGUAGGGGCGCGCCAGGCGGAGGACCCGACCUGCUUAUCGCUGUGAAGUCGGUGGCUGCAGAUUUUGAGCGGCGCCAAGCGGUGCGCCAAACGUGGGGUGCUGAGGGCCGAGUGCAGGGGGCGCUUGUGCGCCGUGUGUUCUUGCUGGGCGUGCCCAGGGUCGCGGGCCUGGACGGAGCGGACCCUGAGGUGGCGGGCACGCGAGCACACUGGCGCACCCUGCUGCGCGCCGAGAGCCGUGCCUACGCGGAUAUCCUGCUCUGGGCCUUCGAUGACACUUUCUUCAACCUAACGCUCAAGGAGAUCCACUUUCUGGCUUGGGCCUCAGCCUUCUGCCCCGACGUGCGUUUUGUUUUUAAGGGCGAUGCCGACGUGUUUGUGCACGUGGGAAAUCUGCUGGAGUUCCUGGCGCCUCGGGAUCCGGCACAGGACCUGCUUGCAGGUGACGUGAUUAUGCAGGCUCGGCCAAUCCGCGUGCGGGACAGCAAGUACUACAUCCCCGAGGCAGUGUACGGCCUGCCUGCCUACCCUGUCUACGCAGGUGGUGGUGGCUUUGUCCUUUCCGGGGCCACGCUGCACCGCCUUGCCGGUGCCUGUGCCCAGGUUGAGCUCUUCCCCAUCGACGAUGUCUUCCUGGGCAUGUGUCUACAGCGCCUGCAGCUCACGCCCGAGCCUCACCCCGCUUUCCGAACUUUUGGCAUCUCCCGGCCUUCGGCUGCACCACACCUGCGUACCUUCGACCCCUGCUUUUACCGAGAGCUGGUCGUGGUGCAUGGGCUCUCGGCCGCUGACAUCUGGCUUAUGUGGCGCCUGUUGCACGGGCCGCGCGGGCCAGCCUGUGCGCAUCCGUGGCCUGCUGCUGCAGGGCCCUUCCGAUGGGGCCCCUAG
Messenger RNA from Orycteropus afer afer, 1209 nucleotides. It is a transcript of the gene B3GNT9, whose product is annotated as UDP-GlcNAc:betaGal beta-1,3-N-acetylglucosaminyltransferase 9. The record is from RefSeq and is a predicted model, not a curated record. Gene Ontology annotation, molecular function: hexosyltransferase activity. The transcript has a single exon. Bases 1 to 1209 code for a protein of 402 amino acids. Lineage: Eukaryota; Metazoa; Chordata; Mammalia; Tubulidentata; Orycteropodidae. Gene Ontology annotation, cellular component: membrane.